Messenger RNA from Protobothrops mucrosquamatus (brown spotted pit viper), 699 nucleotides. Its product is annotated as CUGBP Elav-like family member 4. The transcript is spliced from 6 exons. The record is from RefSeq and is a predicted model, not a curated record. Gene Ontology annotation, cellular component: ribonucleoprotein complex; cytoplasm; nucleus. Gene Ontology annotation, biological process: regulation of alternative mRNA splicing, via spliceosome; mRNA splice site recognition. Lineage: Eukaryota; Metazoa; Chordata; Lepidosauria; Squamata; Viperidae. Gene Ontology annotation, molecular function: mRNA binding. Bases 1 to 699 code for a protein of 232 amino acids.
AUGCUCAACAAACAACAGUCAGAAGAUGACGUGCGCAGGUUAUUCGAAGCCUUCGGCAACAUUGAGGAAUGCACGAUCCUUCGAGGGCCAGAUGGCAACAGCAAAGGGUGUGCUUUUGUGAAAUAUUCCUCGCAUGCAGAAGCCCAGGCGGCCAUUAACGCGUUACACGGGAGCCAGACAAUGCCGGGAGCAUCGUCCAGCCUGGUGGUCAAGUUUGCCGACACGGACAAGGAGCGCACCAUGCGCCGAAUGCAGCAAAUGGCGGGUCAGAUGGGCAUGUUCAACCCCAUGGCCAUACAGUUUGGAGCAUACGGCGCGUACGCACAGGCACUGAUGCAGCAACAGGCCGCCAUCAUGGCCUCCGUGGCGCAAGGCGGCUACCUAAACCCCAUGGCGGCCUUCGCAGCAGCCCAGAUGCAGCAGAUGGCUGCCCUCAACAUGAACGGGCUGGCGGCCACCCCCAUGACCCCCACCUCAGGUGGCAGCACGCCUCCAGGCAUCACUGCACCAGCCGUGCCUAGCAUCCCCUCCCCCAUCGGGGUGAAUGGUUUCACUGGUCUCCCGCCGCAACCGAAUGGGCAACCUGCAGCAGAAGCCGUCUUUGCCAAUGGCAUCCAUCCUUACCCAGCACAAAGCCCAACCACGGCUGACCCUUUGCAACAAGCAUACGCUGGAGUACAGCAAUACGCAGGUCGUUAG